This is a messenger RNA of Mya arenaria, 1748 nucleotides long. RefSeq lists its product as uncharacterized. Bases 1 to 1266 code for a protein of 421 amino acids. Gene Ontology annotation, molecular function: DNA binding. The record is from RefSeq and is a predicted model, not a curated record. Lineage: Eukaryota; Metazoa; Mollusca; Bivalvia; Myida; Myidae. Gene Ontology annotation, biological process: DNA recombination; DNA integration. The transcript has 3 exons.
AUGCUAAUUCACUAUCUAGAUGACUUUCUAGGCGGGGACAAAGACACAACAGCGGCUAACGCCCUACUCCAGUUGUUCAUAGAAUUAAUGCAGGAAUUAAAAGUCCCCUUAGCCCAUGAAAAAACCGAGGGCCCUACAGAGGUCUUAGUUUUCCUAGUAUUUCAUGACCAAUUCUGGCUAACAAACGACGGCGCAGAGUUAUAUACGGAUAGCGCCGGGGGAAACGGACUAGGAUUUGGCAUCUACUUCCGGGGGCACUGGGCAUGCGCCCGCUGGCCCGAAUCAUGGGAGAAGGAAGAUCGCGCGUUUCCGAAAGCAAGCACCGGAAGCGGACGCGGAACCCCAUCCCGUCCCGCCCCAUCUUUGGGAAAUCUUCAAAAAAGAGCUGACACACUUUUGCGAUGUUCUUUAGCAGACAACACGCGCAGGACAUAUACCACAGCGUUAAACGCGUUCCAAGCAUUCCUCGCGAAAUAUAACUUAAAACAAAACAUGCCGAUACCCGCACCUUAUUUAGUUUGGUUCAUAGCAUACUGUUUCGAAAAUAACUGCGCAGCGAAUACAAUAAAAACUUACGUGGCGGGUUUAAAUUACAUACACAAAAUAAACGGCUUUCAGGACAUACACUCUAUGUUUGUGGUCAAUGGGUUACUCGAAGGUUGUGUGAGAGCUAAAGGACAUUCGCGGGAUGCGAGACGCCCCAUCACAAAAUCAAUAUUGACCGAAAUCAUCGCAGCAUUGCCUAGUGUGUGUUAUAACGAAUUCGAAGCUAAGGUUUUUAAGGCAAUAUUCUCAAUGGCCUAUUUCGGCCUCUUCCGCAUCAGCGAACUGGUAGCGACCACACUUAGCGGUUCGUCUAAUCAAAUUAAGCGAAAAGACGUAGCCAUCACAACCAACGAGCAAUUCAUGUCGGUGACCUUACGAAUACAUAAAACCAGUCAGCACGGUCCACCGAUCACGUUGAAACUCCCCCGGGAAAAAACACACCCAUGUCCAGUAUUAGCUAUGUUAGAGUACCUGUCACUUAAACCUGCGGGAACAUCAGCCUUUAGUCACAGCAACGGACUUCCGGUCACUAGACAACAGGUAACCGCUGUCUUAAACAAAUGUCUAACGAGAGCCGGCCACAGUACCCAAAACUUUAAGACUCACAGCUUCCGUAUCGGCCGUGCGACCGACCUAGCCAUACGCGGCGUACAAAAGACAGACAUUAUGAAACUUGGUCGUUGGUCGUCCCAAGCAUACAAGAAAUAUAUCCGUGUGUAAGCUAGAAGGGGCGAUAUCUGGGCCUCACGCAUUACAUUCGUACAAUUAAAUAACAUUUAUUAACGAAUAGAAUAUACAAAACCCGCACUGAAAUACAAAUACAACGCAACCCUACAUUAAAUAAUUAUUUCACUCGUAACACGGUAUGUCUAAUUCUGUAAUAUAGAUAUCUGGGUUUUGGGCGACUCGCUACCCAGGCGCGCGGGACGGUACGCACAGGAGAGGGGCUCGCCGAACCUGCGGUUGCCGCGGACCAUCGCCUGGCUGGGCGUCGGGGGCAUCGGAUGGGAACGUUUCCGCAGGUCCGUAGAAUCCAAUGUCCUUUUGUGCGAGCCACCCAAAAUAAUAGUUUUGCACCUAGGCGGCAACGAUUUAACUGUGUUUCCGCUAACGAAAAUAUUUAACUCAAUUACUCGCGAAAUACGCUACCUUAGAUCCGCAUUUUCCAGCGCCGUUAUAGUCUGGGUAGAUAUACUAAAUAG